Messenger RNA from Cottoperca gobio, 1556 nucleotides. It is a transcript of the gene tle5, whose product is annotated as TLE family member 5, transcriptional modulator. Bases 960 to 1556 code for a protein of 198 amino acids. Gene Ontology annotation, molecular function: transcription corepressor activity; protein binding. Gene Ontology annotation, cellular component: nucleus; transcription regulator complex. NCBI's taxonomy places the organism in Eukaryota, Metazoa, Chordata, Actinopteri, Perciformes, Bovichtidae. The transcript has 8 exons. The record is from RefSeq and is a predicted model, not a curated record. Gene Ontology annotation, biological process: regulation of DNA-templated transcription; negative regulation of canonical Wnt signaling pathway.
UUAAGAGGAGCUUUAGCAGCCUGUCGUGUUUGUGUUGAAGCCAACAGGCACAAUAUAUUACAGUCUAGGGCUUGCUGCUGAAAAGCCCGCUGGAUCCUCCACUGACCUGCUGUUCUUUCCUGCUUUCCUCUUGCAUUUUUCCCCACAUUUAGAUUAAAAACAAAGCUCUCUCUCUCUCUCUCUCUCUCUCUCUCUCUCCUCUCUCUCUCUCUCUCUCUCUCUCUCUCUCUCUCUCUCCCCCUCCCUCCUUCUUUUUCUUCUUCUCUUCCUUCUUCUUUUCUGCGGCAGCAGUCAAGGCAGAGGCUUCAGUGUGUCAGAGAGAGGGUGAAGAGGAGGAAAAAGCAGAGAAGAAGACUAUUUGGACGGAGCUGAGUGUGUUUAUGUUUGUUUGCCUCACCAUUGGUCGGCCGGGUGAAGGGGCACGGGGAGAAGAGUGAGAGGAGGAGGAGGAGGAGGAGGAGGAGGAGAGGGAAGCCUGCCUACAUGAAAUUCUCGGUGUCAUGUCACUACGUGUGGACCUUGACUGAUCACAGGGUGAGGAAAAGGGAGAGAGACACUGAGAGGAAGACGAGGAGGUGGAGAAACUGAGACUUUUGGUUUCAACGGGGAAAAGAAGAAGAAGCAGCAGCAGGAGGAGGAGGAGGAGGAGGAGGGAGGAAAGUCUGCCGCUCCGUGUUAUCAUGACAUUGUUGGAUAAACGAACCGACGGAUUGAUCGCUCUUCAGUUGUGUGUUAACAGGGAUUCGUCUUAGAAGAGAGAAGCAGAGCCUGGAAGAAAGACGACUCUGGAAGUAGACUGCUGUGUUUAACCCAGCUAAGGAGCAGGGACUGGACUUACAGAGAGAGUGUGUGGUGUGUGUGUUUGUGUGGCUGUGUAACCGGUGGAGGGCAGAGGAGUGGAGGGCCAGGGGACUAACCUGGCCAUCAAACGGACUGGCAGCCUCUCCUCUCCUGGGAUCAUGUACCCUCAGGGCAGGCAUCCGGUCCCCUUACAACCCGGCCAGUCUUUCAAGUUCACAGUCCUGGAGACCCUGGACCGUAUCAAGGAGGAAUUCCAGUUCCUCCAGGCGCAGUAUCACAGCCUGAAGCUGGAGUGUGAGAAGCUGGCGAGUGAGAAGACUGAGAUGCAGAGGCACUACAUCAUGUACUACGAGAUGUCCUACGGUCUCAACAUCGAGAUGCACAAACAGGCGGAGAUCGUGAAGCGUCUCAGUGCCAUCUGCGCUCAGAUCAUCCCUUUCCUCUCUCAAGAGCACCAGCAACAGGUGGUCCAAGCAGUGGAGAGGGCCAAGCAGGUCACCAUGGCUGAACUCAACGCCAUCAUCGGGCAGCAGCAGCUCCAGCACCUGUCUCACCAUGCCCCUGGCAUCCCUCUGACGCCCCACCCAUCAGGCCUGUCCCUGGGGGCGGGGGGCUCAGGGCUCCUUGCUCUGACCGGGGCCCUGGGGGUCUCGGCCCACCUCGCCUCCAAAGAUGAGCGCAACCACCUCGAUCCUGAACAUCUCAGAGAGGGAGCACCCAGCAGGGUGAGUAGCCGUGUAUGUGUGUACAGCUAA